CGGAAAUAAGUACUAGGAAAUGUUAAAAACGUAAUGGUGGCUGCUUGCGGACCAUUCCAUUGCUGACAACAUUAUUUAUGAAAUCGUGUGAAAACCUUCAAAAACUAAAAUUUUGCCCGAAGAUUGUUGGAGUAAACGAUCAGCAUGAAUCAAUGUUGCUUUAUUUGCAACUCUAAAGCAUCAGUAGCCCUCAAAAAUGCUAUCAACCUCUUUGGAGAUGAUAACACUUUACCUUCGGGGAAGAAGAUUGCAGAAGUACUGAGCGAGAUAGUAGCGAAGCCUGUCCAAGAUAAGAAAGUUCACACUGAUGUGUUAUGUAAGAAGUGCUGGAAGUCUUGCUGUGAUUAUGAUACAACUCGGAUCAGAUUAGAAACAAUGAAAUCGGAAUUACUGGAACAAUUCAAAUCAUCGAUAACAGCUUACAAAUUAGAUUACGAAAAUUAUGAAAAAAAUGAAUAUGGGACACCGCAGAAACCGAAAUCGGUUAUCGGUAAAAAGUUAGUGUUGCCAGCAUCAAAAUUACAACCGAUACCACCGGAUUUGUUGCUAAAGGUUGGGAAAUUAGCGGCGUUCUCCAAACCUAAUAUUGUUUUACCACAAUUGAAGCCCACCACAGCAUCGACAUUAAACCUAAAAGUAACAGUCGGAUCUUCAGUUUUAACACAAACUAUUAAGACAACCACUGCGAAAACUAUAGACAAACAACAAAUGGAUACUAAUUCACUAUUAAAUUCCUUAUCAAACGCAUUGAAAGAUGAUAUUGAUGGGUUAACUAGUGGUGAUGAGAAGGCUAUCAUGAGUUUUGAUGUAAACUCCUUGCCUAAAGACUUUUUAACUGGUACCGCUUUGAGGAAAAUGAAUGAAAAAGACAAAACUGAUAAAGUAACUGAUGAACAUUCCAUGGAAAUUGAUGAGGACUGUCUAUCAGUGGUUCCUGUGACAUCAGCAGGGAGUGGUCUUCUGUUGCAAGUGGAGAGCUUGCAGCCCCCGCCCCGGCAAGAGGGGACCCAUUACCUGGACAUAGACCCCUUGGAAGCUACCGGGGACAACUCAGACCCCCACAAGUUUAUAUUCGGCAAGCUACAGAUGCUGAACGAGCAGGAAGAUGAUGAUGAUGAAGAUGAAGGGCAUACAAUAGUAGUGGACAGUGAGAAUGGUUCGAUAUUGCGAAUGGUGACCGGUCAGAAGUUUAUAUACGAGGGGGGCGAGAUAUCCUUGGUGAUGCCUGAUGAUGAGCAGGGAGACGCCAGCGGGGAGACACAGGACCACGCUGAUAGUCAAGAUUCCAACGACGAGUCUCAGAUAGAGUUACAAGUGUCGGGAGACGAGGAAACUGCGAACGCCAUCAUAGCGGCUGCACAGGAAAAAGGCGGAGCGUUCAUAAAGGUGGAGUCUGGUGAAAUGUUCCGCGUGAAGUCUGUCAGUAGCGCGCGCCCCGACACGCCGCUGCAGAUCGUGGCGCCCUACAACGACCAGUUCAAGUGUCUACUCUGUGAGAAAAACGGUACCGAAAAGGAGGUGGUAAGUGAAGCGGACGCUAUGAUGCGCCAUUUGAAGACAGUCCACGACGCGCGCCUGUACCUCUGCCGGUUCUGCGGCGCCGUCAUGCGGAAACGGAACGAAUAUACCUCGCACAUAGCGGAGCACGUGUCGGAGGGCAAGUCCCCGGCGGAGGGGGGCGCGCGGACGGCGCACCGCUGCUUGACGUGCGGCAAGUGCUUCAGUAGCCGCAGCCUGCUGCAGGAGCACCACAACGUGCACUCGGGGGCGCGGCCCUACUCCUGCUCCGUCUGCCACAAGGCCUUCGCCUCCAAGUACACGCAUCAGGCGCAUCUUAAAACUCAUGCGGUUCGACCUCGUCCGUUUAAAUGCAACCAAUGCGGCAAAUCAUUCCUCACCCAACAAAACCUCAACCAACAUGAGAAAACACACUCCGGCAUCAAGGACUUCGUCUGUAAUAUAUGCAACAAGGCGUUCAGCACGCAGCACAACCUGGAGGUGCACGGCGUGGUGCACUCGGGGAACAAGGCCUUCGUCUGCACCGACUGCGGGAAGGCCUUCGCGCGCCGGGCCGAGCUCCGGGACCAUAUGCGGAUACAUACUGGCGAGCGUCCGUUCUCGUGCGAGCUGUGCGGGGCGCGCUUUACGCAGCGCUCGAACCUGCACUCGCACCGCCGCGCCACGCACUACGACGACAAGCGGUACCAAUGCACGCUCUGCCCCAAGAAGUUUAAACGGAGGAGGUUACUAGAGUACCACAUAAAGGCGAGCCACACGGGCGAGCGCCCGCUGAAGUGCAGCGUGUGCCAGCUGUCCUUCGUGUACCCCGAGCACUACAAGAAGCAUGUCCGCAUCCACUCCGGGGAGCGGCCCUAUGUCUGCGAGAUCUGCGGCAAGUCGUUCAACUCGCGCGACAACCGCAACACGCACCGGUUCGUGCACAGCGACAAGAAGCCGUACGAGUGCGUCGCCUGCGGGGCCGGAUACAUGAGGAAACAACUGCUCUACGCGCACAUGAAUACCAGCGGACAUUUGGCGGAAUCGAUCGUCGUCAACCAACCCAGAGUUAUUAAGGUUACUGAAAAUGGAACAAGUUCACACGCUACGGAUAUAACUGAUCUUGACUCAAAGACUAAUAAAUUCGAUGCGAUAUUUGAAUCACAGGCUGAGUUAGAGGCUAGUAUCAAAUCAGUGAAAUCCGAAGCGGAGGUGAAUUUAGGAGAUGCGAAGUUUUAUAUAACCGAGGAUAAGAAACUAAUAUUGCAAGAUGGCGGUGGAGAUAAAACAUUGAAUUUAAUACAAGAAGGUGAUGAGUCUACGCUUCUAACUAUACAUAACCUAGGAGAGAGGGCCGACGCGACAAUUUUGGAAGCUGUGAAUGCUGAUCAAUUGGCGGAUCAGACUGAAAUCGUAGCUAACGAUGAGAACGGCGGUGUGGUACGUCUCAUACAGAUCAAAUUGCCGGACGGAAACAACGGAUGGGUCGCUAUCAACCGCUGAGCCAUGCCGGACAUAGGACUCUAGCCAAACACCGGCCAAAUAUAAGCCAAACUGCUACAAGUGAUACUUUAUAAACGUUUAUUCUAGAAAUAGGCUAUGAAAUUACACUUUAGAAAUAAAACCUUGUCCUACACUAGGAUUUUUUCUUAUAUCGUGGCGUUCCAUUGUCUCUGCCUACCCCCAUGGGAGACAGGCGUGAAGUUAUGUAGUAUGUAUGUAUGUAUGUCGUGGGUGCGUUUAUAAACAUAAACAUGACACCCAGACCCGAAACAACAAUUUGGGAAUCACACAAAGAGUUGUUCCGUGCGGGAAUCCAACCCGCUACACGUUGCACGGUAGCCGGUUGCCCAGCCACCGCACCAACCGUGCAUAAACUUUUACACGGUGAUAAUUUAAUUAUUAACUAAAUGAGUUUGUAUCACUGAAAUAAAAACAGGUCUCAGUAGAUAAAAUAUGUGCUUUUAUUAAAAAGACUAACGUACGUAGAUCGUCUUAGUAUGUCGCAGUAAGAUAGAUAAAUCUAGCAGAUAUAUAGAUAACUAGCUACUUCCGCGCGGUUUCACCCGCACUGCUCGGUUCCUAUUGAUCGUGGCGCGAUGAUUUAUAGCCUAUAACCUUUCUUGAUAAAUGAGCUAUCCAACACAAAAAGAAUUAUUCAAAUCAGACCAGUAGUUCGUGAGAUUAGCGCGUUCAAACAAACAAACAAACAAACUCUUCAGCUUUAUAAUAUUAGUACAUAUAGAUAUAAGUAUAUACACUGACCGUUUUAUAACUAAAUACCUCGUGAGGUAGUAAUAAAUCGCUUUUGUAUAACUAUGCUACGGUAUAUUAUUAUAUCCCUAGGAAUAAAACUAUAUUACGGAUUAAUCUAUCUUACUGCGACAUAUACAUAAGUCAUCAACUCACUAUACUACAUUCUGUCAUAUUAUUUUUAUUAAAAUCGAUUAUUGUUCUGUUAACCGAGUAACGAGAUGCUGGAUUCGAUUUCUGUAUCUGGCAAUAAUAUCAAAAUGAUUCACCUUUACUAGUCUACAGAAGUAAGAUACGAUAUGAAUCUAUUUCCGCAUUGCCUGAAUAGGAAUCGAACCCAGGAUCUAAAAUAUGUGGCAUUCACCUAGUCUUGUAUAAAAUAUAGACAAUAGACAAUACUGUAGUGUAAUUAGUUAGCGAAAAUUGUAUGAAAUUAUGUUUCAAAUUAAAUUAUUGUGGUCGCUUAGCGAUCACAUUGUUACUAGGCGUAAAUAUUUUACGAAAAUAUGUAUUGCAAGAAAUAUACUAUUUAUUAUAUGAAAUGAAAUAAAACAGUUUUUAAGUGAU
This is a messenger RNA of Spodoptera frugiperda (fall armyworm), 4317 nucleotides long. RefSeq names its product zinc finger protein 600. The record is from RefSeq and is a predicted model, not a curated record. NCBI's taxonomy places the organism in Eukaryota, Metazoa, Arthropoda, Insecta, Lepidoptera, Noctuidae. Bases 145 to 3000 code for a protein of 951 amino acids. The transcript has 23 exons.